GAUCAAAAUCAGGAACUGCCAGCACAGAGAGAACAGUCAGUCAGGGGUAAUAAAGUGCAGACGUUGAGAGGCAUUUAUCACCAUUUCACUUUCCUUUUUCUAUUUGUAGAGUAACAGAAGAAAAAAAUAACUAAAGGGUUAAUUUGCUAUUCCAACUUUUGUUCCUUAUGUAAAAGAGAAAAUUUAGUUAGAGCUGUAUGCCUGAGAAGAUUUUACAUUACAGAAUGGAUGGUUGUGUCAUUUCCUCAUCAUCAGACGAAAUUGUUGCAUAUGAUCAAGUUUUCCGGCCACAGUAUGAUUUUUUUCCAUAUAUAACCAGUGAUCCAGAUGGUCAUAUCGAGACUGGAUGGGAUUAUCACACUGAUCACACUCACCAGAGUGAUCUGGAGGUCCCUUCGAGUGGUCACUUCACUGAACUACACCCUGCAGCCUACUACUAUGGGGAUAUGGAGUCUUACCACCCUCCUCUGGAUUCAAGCCUGGGGACUUUUGUGCCUGUGGUCACACCUCAGUUUGCAUAUGUCCCUCACCCAGUGUACCAGCGCUCUCCUCCCGCCCACUGCAGCACAGACGACGAGGACACAGGAGCACGCAGUCCACCAUUUGAGGUGUCUGAGGGAGAAGAGGAUCAUGAGUCACACCUUGCUAGCACGUCCACUAGCAUAACAGGCAACAAAAGAAAAAUGCGUCUUUAUCAGUUCCUUCUGGAGCUGCUCAGAGAGGGGGAUAUGAAAGACUGCAUUUGGUGGGUGGACAGAGAGAGAGGCACCUUUCAGUUCUCUUCCAAACACAAGGAGGUGCUGGCCGGCCGCUGGGGCCUGCAGAAGGGCAACCGCAAGAGAAUGACCUAUCAGAAGAUGGCUAGAGCCCUGCGCAACUACGGCAAGACAGGAGAGGUCAAAAAAAUCAAAAAGAAACUGACAUACCAGUUCAGUACCGAGGUGCUGAGGAGGAUGUCAGUAGAGAAAAAAUAUCACUGAGAGCUGAUUCCUAUUGCUCCUAGCUGCAAGAUGACCACAGAGGCAGGUCUUCUUUCUCUCUACAUUUUCUCAGGGACUCCACAUUCUACAAUAUAUCUGGGAUAUUUUUAUCCAUAGGGUGUGUUUUAGUAUUUUUUCUUCCUUCUUCACUCAACUAUGGAAACUAAAAUAUUUUUUGAUUGAAAAUGAUUGACAGUAUGACAAGUUCCAUAUAUCCGAGAGGACUAAAGACAGGUUUCUUUGUGGAUUGGUAGUGAAAUGGGAAAUCUACUGUUAACAGCAGUUAAAUACCUCUACUGUAUGUGGAUCAGGGAACUUGGUGUGUACUGUCCCCUAUAGGUUUAAUACUGCAUUUAGACUGCACAAACAAAAUCCAGUUUUUCACUGAUCAGUAGUGCUUUAACAGUAAGCAGACAGAACCUGUUACAUAUAUACACAUUUUAUUUAUACUAUAAUGACAUAUACAUUCCAAAUUGAAUGGCCUUUGUGGUGGCUUGCUGACAUUAUAUUAUUAUAUUAUUUCAAUAAAAGUGCACAUGUAAUGUGUAGAAAAGUUUCA
Tachysurus vachellii is the source of this 1539-nucleotide messenger RNA. RefSeq names its product Spi-1 proto-oncogene a (gene spi1a). Gene Ontology annotation, molecular function: DNA-binding transcription factor activity, RNA polymerase II-specific; sequence-specific DNA binding. Gene Ontology annotation, cellular component: nucleus. The record is from RefSeq and is a predicted model, not a curated record. Bases 198 to 980 code for a protein of 260 amino acids. The transcript has 5 exons. Gene Ontology annotation, biological process: regulation of transcription by RNA polymerase II; cell differentiation. NCBI's taxonomy places the organism in Eukaryota, Metazoa, Chordata, Actinopteri, Siluriformes, Bagridae.